Messenger RNA from Scleropages formosus (Asian bonytongue), 5813 nucleotides. It is a transcript of the gene limk1a, whose product is annotated as LIM domain kinase 1a. The transcript has 16 exons. Gene Ontology annotation, cellular component: nucleus; cytoplasm; neuron projection. The record is from RefSeq and is a predicted model, not a curated record. Gene Ontology annotation, biological process: positive regulation of stress fiber assembly; protein phosphorylation; actin cytoskeleton organization. The coding region runs from base 183 to 2180 and encodes 665 amino acids. Lineage: Eukaryota; Metazoa; Chordata; Actinopteri; Osteoglossiformes; Osteoglossidae. Gene Ontology annotation, molecular function: protein binding; protein serine/threonine kinase activity; ATP binding.
UGUCGUCCAACUGCUCUCCAGCCGCCCUGUCAGCUUCAUUCCGCUCGGGCCGUCCUUCGCGAGCGCGCAUCAGCGGCUCGCGCUGUCUCUCCGCGCUGUGUCCCGCGAGCACGCAGGCCAGCUGUGACGUUAGGCUGCGGUCGGGGACUCGGACAUCUGCGCUUCCGCCGCACGGAGGGUGAAUGAGGUUGAUGCUGCUCUGCUGUACGUGGAAGGACGAACGCAUGGGAGAGGAGGAAGCAGGCGGGAGCUUACCCGUAUGUGCGGGCUGUCGACAGCGCAUCUACGAUGAGCAGUACCUGCAGGCCCUCAGCACUGACUGGCACACAGCCUGUUUCAGGUGCUGCGAGUGCAGCGCAUCCCUCUCCCACUGGUACUAUGAGAAGGAGGGCCAGCUCUUCUGCAAGAAGGACUACUGGGCCAAGUUCGGUGAGCUAUGUCAAGGCUGCUCUGAGCCCAUCUCCACAGGCCUCAUCAUGGUUGCGGGGGAGCAGAAGUACCACCCAGAGUGCUUCACCUGUCUGAACUGCCGGGCCUUCAUUGGCGAUGGGGACACCUACGCCCUGGUGGAGCGCUCCAAGCUCUAUUGUGGGCACUGUUACUACCAGACCAUCGUGACACCCGUGACCCUGCCAGACUCCCCGUGCUCCAAGAUUCCGCACACAGUGACGCUGGUGUCCAUUCCGGCCUCCACUGAUGGAAAGCGCGGCUUCUCGGUGUCCAUCGACCAAGGCGUCAGCCCUUAUGGCUAUGCCCUCAACGGUGUUGCAACUGAGCACGGCCACACUGUGCGGGUGUCUGAAGUGGAUGCAGAAUGUAUCAGCCCCGAUGUGAAGAAUUCCAUACAUGUAGGGGAUCGGAUCCUGGAGAUCAAUGGAACCCCCAUCCGAAACGUUCCACUGGAUGAGAUCGACCUGCUCAUUCAAGAGACCAGUCGCCUGCUGCAGCUCACCAUCGAACAUGACCCCCAUGACCACAGUGGGACAGGGGACCAGGUGGAUGGCCCAAGCCCAACCCCCCUGUCGGAGGUGUGCAGCCCCGUGGGGCCCAUCACGCAGCCCCCCAACCCAGACAUUAACAGCCUCCGCUCCAGGAUGAUCACACGCAGCUACAGCAUCGACAAAUCACCCUGCUCCAGCAACACUGCAUCACCGCUGGCCCAACGGAAGGACAUUGGCCGCUCCGAGUCGCUGCGUGUUGUCUCCAACCGCACACACCGCAUCUUCCGGCCUUCUGAUCUCAUCCACGGGGAGGUGCUGGGGAAGGGCUGCUUUGGACAGGCCAUCAAGGUGACACACCGGGAGACGGGUGAGGUGAUGGUGAUGAAGGAGCUCAUCCGCUUCGAUGACGAGACACAGAGGACCUUCCUUAAGGAGGUGAAGGUCAUGCGCUGUCUGGACCACCCCAAUGUGCUCAAAUUCAUUGGGGUCCUGUACAAGGACAAGAGGCUCAACUUCAUCGCCGAGUACAUCAAAGGGGGCACCCUGAGGGAGAUCAUCAAGAAGAUGGACAGCAAAUAUCCAUGGAACCAACGAGUGAGUUUUGCCAAGGACAUUGCUGCUGGGAUGGCAUACCUGCAUUCCAUGAAUAUAAUACAUCGCGAUCUGAACUCACACAACUGUCUUGUCAGAGAGAACAACAGUGUGGUAGUGGCUGACUUCGGCUUGGCUCGCCUCAUGGUUGAGGACAAGAACCAGGACAAGCUGUCCUCAGGGAAGAUCCAGGGCCUGAAGAAGCCAGACCGCCGUAAGCGAUACACAGUGGUGGGGAACCCCUACUGGAUGGCACCUGAGAUGAUCCAAGGAAAGAGCUAUGAUGAGAAGGUGGACAUCUUUUCCUUUGGCAUCAUGCUGUGCGAGAUCAUCGGCAGGGUGAAUGCAGACCCUGACUACUUGCCCCGGGCUCUGGACUUCGGGCUCAAUGUUAAGGGGUUCCUGGACCACUAUUACCCAUCAGAUUGCCCCCCUUCCUUCUUCCCCAUUGCAGUCAUGUGCUGUGACCUCGACCCAGAGAAACGGCCUGCUUUUGCCAAGCUGGAAGAAUGGCUGGAGAACCUGAAGAUGCACCAGGACAUCCGUCUCCCCUUGACCUCUGAGCUGGACCAAGUGCACCGAACCUUCUGGCAGAACCACGCCCGCUCGGAGAAUGGCCUCCAUACUCACACUGAGCAGCCCGAAUAGCCCACCUGGUGGCGCCAGCGGCCCUGUGAAUUUUGGAGAGGCCCUGGGCCCACCUCGGACUAGAGGGUCGGGACCUCAGCGGUUCCUUACAGGAGUUAUGUAGGUAACUCACGUUGGCACGAUGGCCACAGGGGGGCACUGUGGCCCUCGCUAUCAACUCGGGGUCUGAAGGGGGUGGGUGGCAUCCAGGACACUGAAGCUCAAUUUUUUUUCUUUCAAAUGCCACUCGGGCAAAUGGCACGCUUUCUCCCUGGGUCUCUUUCAGCCUCAGAAUGCUGUGUCAUUGCCAUGGUUUGCCGAAUUUCUGGUUUUGAUGUUAGUGCAUUUUGCCCCCGCUUGAACAUCAUCGCGUGUUGUAGUUCUAAUGCCGGAGCCAGUGGGCCGUUGCUGUUGUCGCCGUCUUCUGACAGUGCGCUGUUGUAUUAUGCUUCUGGGUUGUGUGUGUAGUCUCCAAAAAACACUAGGUGUUUCAGCUGAGGCCAGGGAGAACUUUCAUUUCUCGACCCAGUGAGCUUCUCUGGUGUUUUUCUGUACCAUGUGGUUUUUGCAGUCUCACCGUAAACAUUGUCCUUCGAUUUUAAGCUCAAAAAUAAUUGAAGGGCAGAACUUCCCUUCUGAGGGAUGACAUGGGUACAUCUGCCAGUUUUGCCCGAGUUGAACGAACAAAUGCAUGUCUGUAAACAGCCCAACCUUGUCCCAGUGGAAAUGUCACCCUCUCCCGCACCCAUGUCAAGCGCCAGCAGCAGAGCACUAAGAGGAAGUUUAAGGUAUGUUUGCAACAUGGCACUUUUGACUUGUUCAAGGUGUUGCCUACUUUUUGAACGACUUUCUUUUUAGUCUGGAGUUUGAGCGUCAUACAGCCUAGGUUCUUAACGCAUCCUCAUCAGAUCAUCUGGUCAAGACUGUCAGUUUUCCUGUGGAGCUGAAAUCACUGGAUCAAUCUCAAGUCAGUGUAUAUAACGAAUGGAUUCAUACAUUGUAAAAGUUUUAAAUAUUGUAUAUGUACAGAAAUAUUUUGUAUACCAAUGCUACAUUGCCAUAUUUUUAUUAAGUGACGUGGAGAAUUUGAAAAAAAAGUCAAUUGGCAAAAUGGUGUGAGGGCUUGAUAGAGCAAGCCACGAUGGCAUUGAUGUCACUUCCUGGCCCUUGUUUGACAGACACAAGGCUGCUUGUGGUUAAGAUAAAGGGAGCGACCACCAUCUAGGGCAUCCCUCAUCCUGUGCUUCUCAUAUGCGUUAGAUUCCCUUCCGUCUACUCCGCAUACCAAGUUACCUGGUUUAAAGUCAGUCCAUAGUACUGUGUGUGACAUCAGACACACUACAUGGAGCUGUUACUUUAUGGAGAACAAUCACGCAGAGCCUGGAUUGAACCGAGACUGGCUAGUUGGGGGUGACCUUUGACUGAUUCAUGUAUUAUUUCAGACAGUUAAUUCAUUGAACCUUUUAAAACUUCUUGGCACAGCCACAGAAAGGGUUUGUGGUCGUAUCUUUGGGUUGUCGCAAUGUUGUUGUUUUUCUUUUUUUUAUUUUUUUGUUUUUGCAGGAAUUGGUAUGCUGGGCUUGUGCCUUCAGCGUGAGCUCAGUGUGCCAUGCAGAAGGCCUAGAGCAGUCAAACCAAGGGCCUGUAAAGAUCAGUUCCAGGCUAGGCACUCAAGUGUAAGAUGUGGCGCAGCCCCUGCUUUUAAACAGCCAGGCACCUUAGUACCCUUUUCACAGGUAUUUUUGUGUCGAACAACCCUACGCAGUAUGCCCCAGCAUGCAUCGCAGCUUUCAGCCAUUUCUGAAACAAUCAGGACACACGGUGUUUUGUAGGAAGCCGUCUCAGCAAUGUGUCACUGUGUCUUGCCACACCCUUAAACCCACCCCCAUGGGAGCUUCCUGUUUACACAAGCCUGCUGGCUGUAAAUAAGUUUGUAAAUGUGUGUCAGUGUACAUAUGAAGCCCCCUUCUCCGAAAAAAGCUGCUUGGUAAAAAUGGCUAGGUGUUAGUAUUUCUGCUUCAAACUCAGCUGUUCCCAUGAGCUAAAAUAAACAUGGCAAUUUAAUGGAAUAAUACAGACGUAAUGAUAGGAAAUCUUAAACGGUCUGCAGAGACUAUUUAAAUGAGAGGAUAAAGAAGAACACAGAAAAUCACAGCAUUUCUUUUUUUUAAUGGAACCACUGUAAUAUUUGUGUAUAGAAUUUGAACUAAUUUUGUUUGCACUAUGGUGUCCAAGAGCUGUGUGCUGGACACCCUUUCUUGUUUCUCUUUGGGUUCGGGACAAAGGACGAGCACCGUUUGAUAAUAAAUGAAUGCAAGUCACUGAAGGAGCCUUCCUGCGGUGAGGGGGGGGGGGGUCAGACGGGGAGCCCGGGUGCUCUGUGGUGAACCGAGAGGUUCGGGCUGACAGUGAGACACAUCUCAUCUGUUUUGGACCAGACAAAGUUUUGAUUAAACACAUUCCUUUUGGGAUAUUUCCCCCCCUUUAACCCUUUUAGAGGAAUGUGUUUCUUACAUGCACUAUUAUUUACAGUAUGUAUAUUUCUGGUAUGAAGACAUGUCAGAUGUGACGAAAAUGUUCAGCCAGCUAUUAUUUUUCCUGUUGGUGCACACGAAAAGAAUAGCAGCGGAAUGUUCAUUUCACUAUACGUUCCAUUUCAGGCUGACGAGGAACCCUGACACAUCUCCAGUGUCUUAGUACUUGCUGUUCAUGUAGCCUCAAGACACACAUUUCCACACAGCCUCAAUACAGUCCUUCAACACACACUAAUAUUUCAGAAAUGAUCCCUUGCCUCCUCUCCCGUCCACCACAGAGAGAUUGAGUAUCCCCCCCCCCUCCCCCCCACACUGCCUAAAGAAAGACCUUUUGCAAAAGAUGCUCUGUGCUGUAACCCCCACAUCACUCUUUGGUGUACAUUGAAUCUUGAACAUGGCCUGCGUGAGGUCAGACUGCUUCAGGUUCCUUAUGAAAGGCACUUCAUUUUGUGCCACAUGCUUCAGCGCACAGGGCAGUGAGGCAGCGGAGUCACGAACUGUAUUCAGUGUUUCCAGAAAGUACUGCCCAAGUACUCUAGUGUUGUCCAUACAAUAAUUUGCUUCUUAAUGCACAAAGAAAAUAUCAGUGGAAGUAGCCGACAUUCCCAGGCCAUAGUACCGAUGGAUGUGCGGGCAACAGUCUCGGUGGGACACAUCCUUUCCGAUUCCCUUUCAGCCCGUGGAGACGUGUGAGCGUGUGUGUGUCCCUGGGGGUACUGGCACAGCACUUCUUUGCAAAGGAUCAUUACCUCUGAACAUUGCUGUGCCUUUGUUAUUUGCUAGCCUUGCCAAGGACUUGCGGCAUGUCUGUUUAAAAUGAUUUUUGUACAAUUGUAUGCCUGAACAGGUUCUGUAUCAUUUCUCAUGUUCAUCUUGACGUUUUCCCUCCUCAUCAUAUUUAAUCUCAUUGUCAUUUUUUUUUUUUAUGUACAGUGAUUACCUUUUCGUUUGUUGUUGGUGAUGAUGAUGAUGUACUUAUUUAUUUAUUUUUGUUUUGUUUUUAAUACAAGCUGUGAAAACAAUUCUGCACUUUAAUCCGGAGAGUGACCAUUGAGAAAUCACGAGGGGACUGUAAUCUGUCACAGCUGGAAUAAAAUUGCCGCUCUUUAGUAAACGCCGC